AUGCCCGCCUGCCUUCUUCCAGCCGAUGAUGGCGCUGUCCCCUACCGCGGCGUGAUGCUGGACCCAUGUCGGCACUUUGUACCGCUUGCUGAGGUCCGACGGAUGGUCGAGGCGCUCGCGUUGAUCAAGAUGAACGUGCUGCACUUGCACCUCAGCGAUGACCAGGGUUGGCGCUUCGAGUCCCUCAAGUGGCCGCGCCUCACCACGCACGCCUCCAGCCGCUCCAAAACGGUCGUCGGCCGCCCUGGAAACUAUGGCCGCGAGGGCCUGCACCCCGAGAAUUACCUCAACAAGUAUGACGGCAAGGAGCACGGCGGCUUCUACACGCAGGCAGAGUUGAGCGAACUUGUCGCUUUCGCCAAGGGCAAGGGCGUCACGAUCGUCCCCGAGAUCGACAUGCCGGGCCAUAUGCGUGCUGCCCGCGCCGCGUACCCCGAGCUGGGAUACAACGGCACGCCGCAGGAAGUCGGGUGCAGCUGGGGCGUAUAUCCAGAGGUGUUACGCGCCGAUGAACCAGGCCUCAAGUUUGCCAAGGACAUCCUUGGCGAGAUCUGUGACGUGUUCGACUCGCCGUACGUCCAUAUUGGCGGCGACGAGUGUCCGAAGGAGGAGUGGGCCUCUGCGCCUAUUGCCCGCAAGCAGGUGAAGGACAUGGGCCUCGACCCCGACCAUCUCGACAGCUACCAUAAGCUACAGGCCUGGUUUACGGCCGAGAUGGCGGCGUUCCUCGCCUCAAAGGGGCGCAAGCUGUUGGGCUGGGACGAGAUCUUGGACGGCGGUGCGCCCGAGGGAGUCGUCGUCAUGGCCUGGCGGGACUGGACACACGCUGCCGAGCGCGCCACCAAGGCCGGCAUUCCCAUUAUCCAGGCCCCGAGCCUGCUGUACUUUGACUACGCACAGGGUCCGGAGAAGGAUGAACCGCUGUCCAUCGGGCCGGGUGCGACGCUCGAGCAGGUCUACGCUUUCGACGUGUACAAGGGCGUCCCGCAAGAACACCGCGACCUCGUCCUCGGAACGCAGGCGCAGCUGUGGUCCGAGUACAUCCCGAACCCCAAGCACCUGUGGUACAUGGCUUUUCCCCGCCUCAUUGCGCUAGCGGACGUUGCGUAUUUCGGCAAGAACCGCGACAGUUACGAGGACUUCCUUAAGAAGCUGCCGGCGCGUGUGGAGGAGCUGAAGAAGCUAGGAAUCCAAGGUCACCCUCUCCCCUAA
Molecule: messenger RNA, 1212 nt
Organism: Cutaneotrichosporon cavernicola
Lineage: Eukaryota; Fungi; Basidiomycota; Tremellomycetes; Trichosporonales; Trichosporonaceae
Exons: 1
Coding region: 1-1212 (403 amino acids)
Biological process (GO): glycosaminoglycan metabolic process; carbohydrate metabolic process
Cellular component (GO): membrane
Molecular function (GO): beta-N-acetylhexosaminidase activity
Source: RefSeq, a predicted model, not a curated record